AUGAGAAAAGCUCAAUGUUUAACAGAGAGUUUGCUCAAUAUCAACCGCCGACUUACCGGUCUCACUCGCUCCGGCGAGAACAGAAACGCUCUCAAGCUUUUCGCCGAGGUUCACCGUUGCACAGCUCUGAGACCCGACCAAUACAGCGUCUCGUUAGCUAUUACUGCUGCUGGGCACCUCCGUGAUACCAUCUUCGGCGGCCAGGUACAUUGCUACGCGAUUCGUUCGGGGAUAUUGUCUCACUCUCACGUCUCCAAUACGCUUCUCGCGCUAUACGCGAAAACAGGGAACUUAGCUUCACUGAAGAAGAACUUCGAAGAGAUAAAGGAGCCUGAUGUUUAUUCGUGGACGACGCUUCUGAGCGCGAGUUUCAAGCUUGGGGAUAUCGAGUAUGCCUUUGAGGUGUUCGACAAAAUGCCUGAGAGAGACGAUGUUGCGGUUUGGAAUGCUAUGAUCACUGGUUGCAAAGAAAGUGGCUAUCACGGAACGAGUAUCGAGCUGUUUCGAGAAAUGCAUAAGCUUGGUGUUGGACAUGACAAGUUUGGAUUCGCUACUGUUUUGAGUAUGUGUUACUAUGGUUCUUCAGAUUUCGGUAAGCAGGUGCAUUCGCUGGUUAUAAAGGCUGGAUUUUUGGUUUCAUCAUCUGUUGUGAAUGCUUUGAUUACAAUGUAUUUCAAUUGUCAAAUGGUUGUUGACGCCCGUCUGGUGUUUGAAGAAGCUGAUGUUGAUAUUCGUGAUCAUGUCACUUUUAAUGUGGUCAUUGAUGGAUUGGCUGGUUUCAAAAGAGAAGAGGCUCUGAUUGUGUUUAGAGAAAUGAUAGAAGCUGGUCUUAGACCGACUGAUCUGACCUUUGUUAGCGUUAUGAGCUCGUGUUCAUGUGCUGCUAUGGGACGCCAAGUACAUGGACUCGCCAUCAAAACAGGGUAUGAAGAAUAUACUCUGGUUAGCAAUUCAGCUUUGUCAAUGUACUCUUCUCUUGAGGAUUUCGAUGCAGCUCGAAAGGUUUUUGAGUCAUUGGAAGAGAAAGAUUUGGUUACUUGGAAUACAAUGAUCUCUGGUUAUAACCAAGCGAGACUAGGCGAGUCUGCGAUGUCUGUAUACAAGCGAAUGCAUAGAACAGGAGUUAAACCGGACGAGUUUACUUACGGAAGUCUUUUAGCAAGCUCUCUUGAUUUAGAUGCUCUUGAGAUGGUUCAAGCGUGUGUGAUCAAAAUCGGACUUCUUAGCUCAAAGGUCGAAAUUUCCAACGCGUUGAUCUCUGCUUACUCUAAGCACGGAGAGAUUGCGAAAGCGGAGCUAAUAUUCGAAACAUCUUCAAAGAAGAAUCUAAUCUCAUGGAAUGCGAUCAUCUCAGGGCUUUACCAUAACGGCUUUCCCUUUGAAGGUUUGGCAAAAUUCUCCACCUUGCUUGAAACAGAGGUCUUAAUCUUGCCUGAUGCUUAUACUCUCAGCAUUCUUCUGAGCAUUUGCGUAAACACUUCGUCUUUGAUGCUCGGGAAGCAGACUCACGGUUACGUCCUUAGACAUGGUCAAUUCAAGGAGACGUUGAUAGGUAAUGCUCUUGUAAACAUGUACUCUCAAUGCGGGACUCUAGAGAAGUCUCUUGAAGUGUUCAGUCAGAUGAUUGAAAAGGAUGUUGUUUCGUGGAACUCUCUGAUCUCUGCGUACGCGAGACACGGGGAAGGAGAGAGCGCGGUUAUGACAUACAAGAAGAUGCAAGAAGAAGGAAGAGUUGAUCCUGAUGCAGCCACGUUCACAGCGGUUCUCUCUGCUUGCAGCCACGCCGGUUUAGUGGAAGAGGGACUCGAGAUUUUUAACUCAAUGGUGGAACCAAAUGUGGAUCAUUUCUCGUGCUUGGUUGAUCUUCUUGGUCGAGCUGGUCGGCUCGAUGAAGCGGAAGGAUUGGUGAAGAUGAGCGAGAAGAGCGUCGGGUAUCGUGUGGAUGUGUGGUGGGCUUUGUUUAGUGCUUGUGCUGCUUAUGGGGAUUUGAGGUUGGGGAAGAUGGUUGCUGAGUUGUUAAUGGAGCGUGAGAAGAAUGAUCCUUCGCUUUUUGUUCAGCUGUCGAAUAUUUACGCAGGUGCUGGUUUGUGGAAAGAAGCACAAGAGACGAGAGAAGCCAUGAGCAUGAUUGGAGCUGUGAAGCAACGAGGUUGCAGCUGGAUGAGAUUUUGA
Molecule: messenger RNA, 2172 nt
Organism: Microthlaspi erraticum
Lineage: Eukaryota; Viridiplantae; Streptophyta; Magnoliopsida; Brassicales; Brassicaceae
Source: the annotation of a GenBank genome assembly